Stegodyphus dumicola is the source of this 1002-nucleotide messenger RNA. RefSeq lists its product as uncharacterized. The record is from RefSeq and is a predicted model, not a curated record. Lineage: Eukaryota; Metazoa; Arthropoda; Arachnida; Araneae; Eresidae.
AUGGGCUUAAAAUUGAAGAAAGUACACAGGGUAUUAGAGUAUAAGCAAGCACCUUGGCUGAAGACAUAUAUCGACUUGAACACUGAAAUGAGAACUAAAGCAACUAAUGACUUUGAAAAAGAUUUCUAUAAACUCAUGAACAACUCUGUGUUUGGUAAGACAAUGGAAAAUAUUAGAAAAAGGCUUGAUAUCAAACUGUGCUGUGAUGCGGAGAAAGCCGAAAAACUUAUUGCUAAACCAAAUUUUAAAGGAAGAACCAUAUUUGAAGAAAAUUUAGCCGCUAUACAUAUGCACAAAACUGCAGUACUCUUUGAUAAACCUAUCUAUGUUGGAAUGAGUAUCUUAGAUUUAUCCAAAACUUUAAUGUACGACUUCCACUAUAAUGUGAUGGCACCUAAAUAUGGGAAAAACAUUAUACUGUUGUACAUGGAUACGGAUAGUUUCAUCUAUGAUAUAAAAACUGAUGAUUUCUAUGAAGAUAUGAAAGGAAUGCUUGAACAUUUUGACACGUUUGAUUAUCCGGAGGAUAAUAGGUAUGGAAUGCCGCGAGUUAAUAAAAAGGUUUUGGGGAAGAUGAAGGAUGAAAAUGCAGGGGGGAUCUUGGAAGAGUACGUUGGCUUAAUAUCUAAGAUGUAUGCCUGUAAAACUGAAAAAGACUUAGUUAAAAAAUCAAAAGGUAUUAAGAAAUGUGUAGUGAAAAAUAGAAUUACUUUCGAGGAUUACAAAAACUGUCUAUUCUCACAUCAAAAACAGUACAGAUCUAUGAAUCUCAUUAGAAGCACAAAACAUAAUAUUCAUUCCAUACAAGUAAAUAAGAUUGCCCUUUCAGGAGAUGAUGACAAGCGGCACAUAUUACCAGAUGGUAUCCAUACCUUGGCUCACGGUCACUAUGCGAUAAAGAGCAACCUCAAAAGUCACCUGUACAGACGCCAGGCGAAGGAUCAGCAUUUUGGUAAGGCCCCCAAGAAACCUCUCCUCUAUAAUAGCUCGGCUACGUACUGA